CGUAAAGCACACCUGUUCUAAUAGGCUAGUAAGCUGUUAAGAAACCAGUUUCGGAAGCCUUCAUCUGAACGCUUCCGAUCGGAUAAGUUCUUGUUUAAAAUUUGAAAUAAUUACAUUAUGCAGCUCGUAAAGCUAAAAACUGGUUGAACACUUCCGUUCCAUUUUUUCCUAAACCCUUCUGAAGACGACAUUGACUUUGUUGCGAUUACGUUCCACGCAACCGCUUUCCCUUUUCUUCUUCAUCGACCGAUUAGUAGAAGUAGCGUGGUUAUCUACCUGGGUUACGACUAAUUCCACAGUUCGAAAGCAACCCCACCCCAGCAACAGACACCGAUUGGAAGCUAAUGUUUUAAUUCAUUGAUUCGUAAUUAGCGCCCCAAGCUUGUGGCAUGUCAGCUUUGCUCCUUGGCCCGUGCUGACCGAAACUUCUUCGCUGCACAGAGCCGUGCGCUGGGUUUUUAAUUCGAGGAGAAGAUUUUUGGUUUAUCCAAAAAAAAUUUCAGAUCUUUGGAAUAGUUCUUGUGGCAAUCGAUUGGAAAAUAAACUACGCUUCUACUAAAAUACGGAACAUCAACAAAACCACAGCUCCAACCUACCUGUGGUAGCUUAAGCGCCAAAAAAAACCUCAUUGAUUGACGCGAUUGAUAGAAAAAAAAUCAACGAAAAAAAAAACUACCCGUUCUAUACGGAACCUGCUUCAGCAUUAGAGGUGAGCACAAACUGCUGAUCACCGUCGUUUGUUCAGUGUUACUUUUUCCUUCGCGCGGUACGCUUGCAGUUCAGCAGCAUGCUCACCAUCGCAGCUUGAACGAGUUUUCGUACUAAUUUUGUGCUGUUGUGAUACAAAACAAAAACAUGACUGCCAUCAGCAAAUACUGGAACGAACUGACGACGGGAGUGGACUGUGCAGCGCUAACGCAUCCGGGAAAGUCUUGCAACGAACAUAUCCGUUUUCAGUUGGGGGCUACACUGUGGGGUAACGUGCAGUUUGUGAUUCCGAUAUGGAUGCUACGGUUCUUCCUGCUGGCGUACACGCGUCGGGCAGUGUCGUGGGAAAUUGCGCGCCAGACGCUAUUUGAAUUCAGCGCCAUGAUCGCGAACGGAUGGAUCGUGUCCAAUAGUUGGAGUGCUGGCUUUUGUGCGAUAUAUCAUACCUUUGGAAGGAUCAUCAACAAUUAUUCGAUCUCACUGCCCGGUCUGCCCGGAACGCUGGCAAUGUUCUGGAUGCCGGCGUACGUGCAGAUGAGCCAUUCGCGGGCGAUUUUCAAUGUGUUUCUAGAGUGUUGGAUCAAAUCUAGAGAGCACCCGGUGAUGGAAUACGCGAGAGAAUCGAGACUGGUCGGGACAGUGGCGUUCAUGCUCAUCAGCGCUCUCAUCGGACACUAUUCACUGAGAACAAAAGCGGUGGAGUUUUGGUUUUUUGCACCUCUGAAAAAAGAUCUCAACCCAACCGGAGACAAGCGGCAGGCCAACAAAGUAUGCUACCACCGGGAAGAUUGUCGCUCCUACAUCCUGGAUGGAAUGAAAACCUGUUUCACCUUCGGAAUGAUUCUGGAGCUCGCCAGGAAACUGAUAGCUUCGAUUCCCAAAAUCCGGAAGCAUCCUUCCACGCUAUUUCACGCACUAUCCCGGAUGCGCUUCAAGUUUGUUGCCUUCCUAACCCUCUACAAUGGGCUGUUUCGGCUCGUGAACUGUCUACUGGCUCACCACCGACGAAAAGUCUCCCCCUAUGACAGCACUCUAGCCGGCCUGAUCAGUGGAAUAUCCUACACGCUGUCGCCAAACUUCAACGUAUUCAAUCUGGCAGUAACCGCCAUGAUACAGAACGUCUGGAACUACGUCAGUGAAAAGUAUGCCCGGCUGGAGUUAAUCCAGCGCAUGAAUCGACUAUCGUUCAGCUCGAUCACCUGGAUUAUUCUGAUGAACUACAAUAUGUACAGCAGGGCUUACUAUCCGUACGCAAUGUCCAAAUACGCACUCAAAUUCACCGACCUGUGCUCCAGUUCCCAAGCAUGUACCGCGUCGGAAUGUUUAGCCAAAUUAUUCCUAAGUGCAAGUUAACAUAUUCUAGCUUUUAAGUUCCUGGUUCCAGUUGUGGAAAUUACUGGUUGUGAUAGCGAAAUGGGUUUUUUGAUAAGGC
Wyeomyia smithii (pitcher-plant mosquito) is the source of this 2140-nucleotide messenger RNA. RefSeq lists its product as uncharacterized. The record is from RefSeq and is a predicted model, not a curated record. Bases 856 to 2061 code for a protein of 401 amino acids. Lineage: Eukaryota; Metazoa; Arthropoda; Insecta; Diptera; Culicidae. The transcript is spliced from 6 exons.